CUCGCCUCCCUCACUUCGUCGUGCGUCCCCGUCCCGCAGCCGUGGCCGGGUCCGUGCGCAGCCGCGGAGCAACAAUGCUGCAGGGGGCUCUCGGCGGCGGCAGCGCGCAGCGGCGCGUCCAUUAGCGCGACGCGGAGCCUUUCCUGAGUCACCUCUGCGCAGGCUCACAUGAAUAUCUUAAGUUUUAGAACGUGCUCGUGGGCAUUUACAGUGAAGAACGUCCGUCUCGCUCCUCAGAACCUCGUCCACGAUGGCCCGUGACGACGGCAACAGCACCUGUCACUACCAUGAGCUCAUGGGCUUCUUCUACAACAACACCGGCAUCCAGGACAAGUGGGACGACGCUCAGCUCAUCCUGGUGCAGGUGGUGGGCUCCCUGUUCUGCUGCUUCAUUCUGCUCUCCAACUCCAUGGUCAUCGCCGCCGUGGCCACCAACAAACGCUUCCACUACCCCUUCUACUACCUUCUGGCCAACCUCGCCGCCUCCGACUUCCUGGCAGGCAUAGCCUACGUGUACCUCAUGUUCAACACGGGCGACGUGUCCAAGAAGCUGACGGUGAACGGGUACUUCUUCCGCCAAGGCAUGCUGGACGUCAGCCUGUCGGCGUCGCUGGCCAACCUGCUGGUGAUCGCCCUGGAGCGCUACAUCUCCGUCAUGAACUGGAAGGUGCACAGCAACCUGACGCGGAGGAGGGUGACCCUGCUGAUCGUGCUGGUGUGGGCCAUCUCCAUCUUCAUGGGCGCCGUGCCCAGCCUGGGCUGGAACUGCAUCUGCAACCUGGCCAUGUGCUCCCAGCUGGCGCCCAUCUUCACCCGGAGCUACCUCGCCUUCUGGUCGGGCUCCAACCUGGUCCUGUUCCUGGUCAUGGUGGGCAUCUACGUGAGGAUCUACACCUACGUGAAAAGGAAGACCAACAUGCUCAAGAUCCACACCAGCGGCUCCCUCAACCGCAAGAGGACGCCCAUCAAGCUCAUCAAGACGGUCAUGGUCGUGCUCGGAGCCUUUGUGUUCUGCUGGACCCCCGGCCUGGUGGUUCUGCUGCUGGACGGCCUUCACUGUCAGAGCUGUCAGGUGCUGAAGUCAAAGCGCUGGCUGCUCCUCCUGGCCGUUCUCAACUCCGUCAUGAACCCCUGCAUCUACUCCUACAAGGACGAGGAGAUGUGGGCCACCAUUAAGAACCUCUUGCACUGCAUCGGCAACGGCACCCGGCGGCAGAGGUCGUUGAAGGCCAACACCAGGCAGCUGAGCUCGGCUCAGGACACCGGAACCAGCCAGCCGCCCUCGGAGGAGAAAAGCGACGAUCAGACCAUACUCAAGGAAUGAAAGCGAGGGACGGCUGGAGUUGACUGGAGUUGAGUUGAGACCCCACUUUGCCCGGUGUGCGUCUUGGAUUUUAUAGGACAACCGAUGAUUUGCCUGAUGUUCUGCAUCGCUGUUGCUGGUUUAAACAUCGGAGGGUUGUCCAGAGGCCGGAAGAGUGAGUUGAGCAUGAUGUACACAGUAGUACAUUUUUACAGUAACCUCUAGGACUCACUGAGGUAUGAGUGGUUUUAUUUUUGAAGAAGUACCCAAGAAAUGUAACUUAAUAGACAUUUAAAACUUUGUUUGAGUAGGAUAGAGGAUAUCUGUAUGCAUCUUUUACAUUUUCAUUGUUUUGCAUCCUGUAAAAGCAUUUUCAGCAGCCUGUCAUCAUUCUCUAGAACGCUGUCCUUUGUGAAGCUGUUAUUGCCAGCGGCGAAGACGGAUCAAAGUUCUUGCCCUUGUCCCACCUAAACAAACACAGGCCGCCGCACGGAGUAAAACUUGUUCUUUGUGCGGCGUUUCUACACGUCUGCCUCGUCACAGUGGCUGGCUGCCGCAGGUCUGACGAAACAGCCGCUCACUUGAGAACGGACGGGGCCGUGACAAGACGUUGCAACACAGCGGAUUCCUGCUGGAGGUUUAGCCUGCGCUGCGUACCUGCAAGGAGCCCGGACGAUAUGAGUGCGCACUGUAAUUACCAACCACACAUUUCUAGUCUUUGCAAGCGACUCUGAUGACGCCUGUGCUGAAACACUGAAUCAUUAACAGGGUCAAAUAACUCGCAGAAUUCCUUAACCUGCUGUGCAGCGUUUAUCACUCCUGCCCAACAAUCACAUGCAGCCACUAAAGUUAAUCAGAGAGAAAUGAAACAAAGAGUAUAAUAUGACAAGAUGCAGAAAACGUCAAUACAGAGCACAGAGAGCUAUUUUGUUUAACAGGACAAAUACUGACGUUCUCACGUUCAGUCAGAUUAUUUGUGCUAAUGUAACAGUAGCAAAGUAGCGACUCAGACCUUUUUUUCUGUAGUGAUUAAACUGCAUGUCUUCGGUAUCUGGACAGAAACAGAUAAAAUCAUCAUCGUAAUAAUAAUAAUAAUAAUAAUAAUAAUAAUAAUAAUAAUAAUAAUAAUAAUAUGUAAACUGUUUGUGCAUGGUAGGGUUAUUGUUUCCCCUUUUCCUUAGGAGUCUUCAUUUAAGUAGAAGUUGUUCGUGACAUUUUCCUCUUUUUAAGCACAAUUCCAGUCGUGUUUAUUUUCUCCCCGCUCCCAGAUAACCUGCUUUUACAGCCUUCCUAAUUAUAUGUUAAACUGCUACGAUGCAGUGAAAGCUUACAGCUUAAACCCCUAAAGCAGCCAGUAUCCGAGCUUCAGUACAUGUCGCAUGUUGAAAACAGGAUCGGGAUCAAAAUGACAUAAAAUGUGGUUCUCAGGUUCAGGCUUGAUUGGUCAGGUCAUGUGGUUUCCAUCAGAAACACACUAUGUGGCGGUGCGGACCUGUCGUGACUGCUGCCUGCUGCUCCGGCUGUUGCAUUCUCAAAAACAUGAACUUUAAACUAUGUGGUGAGGCAGCUCCUUUUUUUUUACAGCUGUGCUGUAAUUAUGCAUUUUUUAAAGCCAAUUAAAUGUCACAGAUGUUGAUGAACGCUGUCUUUGGUUAGUUCUUAAUCUCAUGGCAAACAGACGUGGGAAGGGAAGAAAAAGAUUAAUCAGGAUGUAAGGUUAUUAAAGCAUCCCGUCGGCAUUAAAAUAAGUGUCUGAUCUACAGCACAUGACCGACUGCACACAAUUACACCUGCUCACAAUGAUGCUCGUAGUCAUUUACCUGUCAAGUGGGCGUGAAGAGUUUUAUUGCAUAUGUUGAUGCGGGGUGUGAAAGUGAAAGGGCACAAUUUUAUGUGCCCACAUUAAAAACUUUCCUGUUUCACCUGCCUGGGAUUAAUUGCUGCAUGAUUUAGUCAACAAAGAUCUUCAAACAAUCCAGCUGAUUGUAUCUGUAGUGGUACAAGCUUUUUAAUUUGUCUGUUCGUGUUAUUCUACUGUUGCAGCCAAUGUUGUUUUUAGCACUUAGUGAGAGAAUUGACUUCACCUUAAGUAAGGAGACAACAUUUCACCCGUGUCCGGGAUAAUUACCCCGGAUAAUUAAACUUCAGAGGUGGAGUAGAACAAAUUAGCUGCUCGUGAUAUCAAACAAUGCAUAUGCAAACACACCACACAGAUGGUGUGUUUGCAUAUGUUCUUGAAUGUGUGUGCUGACAGGUCUAGAAUGGCCUGGGACAGAGGUUCAGUGUCUCACACACGGUGACAGUCUCAGUACUGUAUGUCGCGAGGAACAAGACUUUCCAGUCUAGGUGAGGGUUCGACAUAAAUACCAAGAAUUGUUCAGGUCGUCCAUCACCAGAGUAACCGCUGUGACGUUCGCUGAUUUUAUCAUUAUCUGCUUGCCCGAACUUCAAAAUCCCAGAAAUCCCAAAAAGCUGAAUGUAGGAUUAACCUGCUGUUAGACACAGAGUGUGGGUUUUGGGUUGACUCCACAUUGUAAAUAAAACGAUGAGUUGUUGUGUUAAUAGGUUAAUUUAUCUAACCGCACGACUUUGUUUGCAGAUGUGCAUCAAAAGCAGAGAGCGGCUUGUCAAACUGGAAUCAUAGCUGCCAUACUCCACUACACCACACUCAUACCUACAGUAGUAUCUUAAGCACUUAUAAUGUUGUUUGAUGAGUUUCCACUUCCUGUUGUGUUAUCUGUCAAUAAAGAACGUGGAGUAAUUUAUUUAGUAGGACAUUACUCAUAAUUUUUCAGUCAGAUUCAGAUACAACAUUUUUAUAAUUGUAAUUUUUUUGUCUCCCAAAGCAACAAAACAGUGUGUAGGGAUGUAACCUAAUGUUUUUUCAGUGCUUGUGAAGCUAAAUUAAAUCUUCCUUUUGUUUA
This is a messenger RNA of Betta splendens (Siamese fighting fish), 4227 nucleotides long. It is a transcript of the gene lpar3, whose product is annotated as lysophosphatidic acid receptor 3. The record is from RefSeq and is a predicted model, not a curated record. Gene Ontology annotation, molecular function: lysophosphatidic acid receptor activity. Gene Ontology annotation, biological process: G protein-coupled receptor signaling pathway. The transcript is spliced from 3 exons. Gene Ontology annotation, cellular component: membrane. NCBI's taxonomy places the organism in Eukaryota, Metazoa, Chordata, Actinopteri, Anabantiformes, Osphronemidae. Bases 251 to 1324 code for a protein of 357 amino acids.